GCCGCCAGACGUGCCGGCGGUCACAGGGCUCCGCACGUCGCUCCCGUCCACCCACUCGCCCGCAUUUAACCCGGCCCGCGGCCGCCCGCCGCUCCUCAGCCCGCGCGGCGCGGGCGCGGCAUGAGCAGCAGCAGCGGCAGCGGCACCGGCAGCGCCCGCAGCCCCUGCCCGCCCUGAGCGCCCCGCUCCGCCCGCGCCCCCCGCCAUGGAGCGCAUCCCCAGCGCGCAGCCCCCGCCCGGCUGCCUGGGCAAGCUGCCCGCCCUGGACGGCGGAGACCUGCCGGGGCUGGACUUCGCGCACAUGUACCAGGUGUACAAGCCCCGGAGGGGCUUAAAGAGGAGCGAGGACAACAAGGAGACCUACAAGCUGCCGCACCGGCUGAUCGAGAAGAAGAGGCGCGACAGGAUCAACGAGUGCAUCGCGCAGCUGAAGGACCUGCUGCCCGAGCACCUCAAGCUGACGACUCUAGGUCACCUGGAGAAGGCUGUGGUUCUGGAGCUCACCUUGAAGCACGUGAAGGCGCUGACCAAUCUCAUCGAGCAGCAGCAGCAGAAGAUCAUCGCCUUGCAGAACGGUUUGCAGGCGGGUGACCUGUCAUCGAGAAACCUUGAUUCCAGCCAGGAAAUGUUUCGAUCCGGUUUCCAGAUGUGUGCCAAGGAAAUGCUGCAAUACCUGGCAAAGCACGAGAACGGCAAGGAGCUGAAGUCGUCGCAGCUGGUCAGCCACCUGCACCGGAUGGCCAGCGAGGUGCUGCAGGGCGGGGCCGCCCGCAAGCCCGGGGACAUCCCUCCCAAAAUGCUGGACUUGAAGGAGAAGCCGGCGCCCCUGGGCGCGGCGGGCGAGGGCCACGGGAAGAACUGCGUGCCCGUGAUCCAGCGGACAUUCGCUCACUCCAGCGGGGAGCAGAGCGGCAGCGACACGGACACGGACAGCGGGUACGGGGGAGAGCUGGAGAAAAGUGACUCCAAAUCGGAACAGCCCUAUUUCAAAAAGGAUACCGACCUCAAGUACGCUGUCCAGGAGAGAAUAAGCUCUAUUAAGCAAGAGACUGAGGACCCGCCGGCCAAAAGGAGCAGGCUGGAGUCGCCGCAGGACGAGGGCCCUUUUGGCAGUGACGUGAUGGGCUCUGCCGGCGGCUUCCUGGGCCCCCACGCUCACCAGCCUCCCCUGUGCCUGCCUUUCUACCUGAUCCCGCCGUCCGCCACCGCCUACCUGCCCAUGCUGGAGAAGUGCUGGUACCCGGCCUCGGUUCCCGUGUUGUACCCCAGCCUGCCGGCCUCUGCCGCAGCACUGACCGGCUUCAUGAACCCCGACAAAAUCUCCCCCCCUCUGCUGAUGCCCCAGAGACUCCCUUCUCCUGUACCAGCCCAUUCCCCCAUCGACUCCUCGGCUCUGCUUCAAGCUUUGAAGCAGAUUCCUCCUUUGAACUUGGAAACCAAAGACUGAGCGCAGUGUGACUGGUUUUUCUUUUUUUUUUUUCUUUUUUUGUUUUUUUUUUUAGUUUGAGAGACUGUUUCACUUUUAUAUAUUGGCUGGACUGAGGUGUGGGGAUGAGGUUCACUGUGCGUAGGAAGCUAAAUCCCCUUUUCUCUGACUUGUCAGGUAGCUUGAAGAAGGAUGAAGGAUGCGCCCAGGUUAGCAAUUGACAACUACUUCCAAAAGAUUAAAGAAGGAUUUUGUGCUUGGCCCCUUCCCUUCUUCCCUCUCCACAUCUACAGAGCAACAGUUGACUCGGUCAGCUGCGAAUCUAUUGCAAAGCUGUGAAGAAAUAUUCCAUUGGGCAGACCUGGUUUGAGGGUCUGCAGAUACAAAAUACAUGAAUAUAAACCACGGUACUUCCCUGAGCGGCCCUGGAGGCAGCGGCCCCGCUGGCUCACCUGAGCUGGGCUGCUGUCCCAGUGACCCCGAGAGUGGAGGGUGGUGGUGGCAAUGCCACCGUGAGCACAGGGGGGAGCAGGGCAGUGGUCACUGUGGUGUGGUGGUGGCAAUGCCACCGUGAGCAGUGGUCACUGUGGUGUGAUGGUGGCAAUGCCACCAUGAGCACAGGGGGGAGCAGGGCAGUGGUCACUGGUGCUGGUGGCAAUGCCACCAUGAGCACAGCAGGAGCAGGGCAGUGGUCAUUGGUGAUGGUGGCAAUGCCACCGUGAGAACGGGGGAGCAGGGCAGUGGUCACUGUGAGGUGGUGGUGGCAAUGCCACCGUGAGCACAGCAGGAGCAGGGCAGUGGUCACUGCAGGGGCAGCAAUGUCACCAGGAGGAGCAGGGCAGUGGCCAGUGUGAGGUGGUGGUGGCAAUGCCACCAUGAGCAGUGGUCACUGUGGUGUGAUGGUGGCAAUGCCACCAGGAGUCCAGAGGAGCAGGCCAGCGGUCACUGCCUGGUCACACACAGGUCAGGCAGACCUAAGACAGGUUCCUCUCCACACCUUUGCUGAUACGUAGAUUUUUUUUUUUUUAAGAAAUAAAAGGUAGCUGCUGCUUGGAGCUUUCCAUGGCGUACAUCUAAUAAAUAAAUUAACCUGCGCCCUUCCUGUAACUUGAGCUGCUACGUUGGGCCGGCUCGGGAGGAGCUGUCCCUGGGCUGGUGGCAGCGGCUCCAGCCUGUGCCCUCCCUCGGGAAUCACCGCGGCUUCCCCGGCUGCUGCCGAGGGAGCGGCUCGGGCAGCGCCAUCCAUCCCUGCCGAACGCGCCCUGUCAGUGCCUUCGGAGAAUGGCAAGGCUGGGAUUUUCCAAGGAGCCUGAUCCCGGCAGCGUUUGAGCAUCUGGAUUCCUCCUGGCACACCUGGCUCACAUCCCGUGUGAAGGAGAGAGGGGUCGGGUGGUGAUGCUUGUCCUGUGAGCUGCAAGGGGCUUUCUCCACGGAGGAACAUCCUCUCCAGUUUAGCUUCUUUUUAAUUAAAAACCCCAAACUUCACUGCUAAAGGCAGUGCUCUUUGGCGGUUUUUUUCUUUCUGGUUUUGAGAACUGGAGAGCAGAACCCCUGUCUGGAUCCUCAUGUCGCCCUCCCAUUGCACCAGCUGUUGAGAUGCACUAUGCUUGAUUGCAGAUUGUGUUCUAACGUUUAUUUUGUUGUUGGUUUUUUGGGUUUUUUUGGUAUACAGUUGUUGCCUUUAUUUGUAAAAUCCUGUUAUAAAUAUAUAUAUAUAUUAUAUAAAUAUAUUAAAAGUUAAAAUGUU
Molecule: messenger RNA, 3173 nt
Organism: Pyrgilauda ruficollis (rufous-necked snowfinch)
Lineage: Eukaryota; Metazoa; Chordata; Aves; Passeriformes; Passeridae
Gene: BHLHE40
Product: basic helix-loop-helix family member e40
Exons: 5
Coding region: 206-1447 (413 amino acids)
Biological process (GO): circadian regulation of gene expression; regulation of neurogenesis; regulation of transcription by RNA polymerase II
Cellular component (GO): nucleus
Molecular function (GO): protein dimerization activity; RNA polymerase II cis-regulatory region sequence-specific DNA binding; DNA-binding transcription factor activity, RNA polymerase II-specific
Source: RefSeq, a predicted model, not a curated record